AGUCCCAAGAUGGGAAUUACAAAUCGGAUGUGAGCAGCAAGCCAAGGAAGGAGCGGACGGCGUUCACCAAAGAGCAGAUUCGAGAACUGGAGGCAGAAUUCGCCCAUCACAACUAUUUGACCAGACUGAGGCGGUACGAAAUCGCCGUAAACCUGGAUCUCACGGAAAGGCAGGUAAAAGUGUGGUUUCAGAACAGACGGAUGAAGUGGAAGAGAGUUAAAGGAGGCCAACAGGGGGCGGUAGCGAGAGAAAAAGAGCUUGUGAAUGUGAAGAAGGGAACGCUGCUUCCCUCCGAGUUUUCGGGAAUUCCUGGACUCCACCAUACACCAGACUCGCUUAUCAACAAUGAGGACAGCCACGACAGCGACCAGAGCUCUGAGCACACUCACUUAUGAUACAAACAGAUCCCAUUCGCCUUUCGAUGCUUAUCUAGGGUCAUGUUCAGUUAGGGAUUAUGUUAAGUACGGACUGAAAGUACAGACUGAAAGUACACAAAGACCAUAUGUGCCAAUGAGGAGGCACCGUAACACGACGCCUAUCAGGACAGUUCCUGUGACGCCUCAAGAGUAGUGACAAUGUAAAAAUGUACACAGGACUGAUGUAUUGUUAUGCAUUUGGAUGAUACAGAAUAUUUGUGAUACCCUGGCAUCAAUUUUCACACAAAAAUGUGCCUUGCUUGUUUGACAGAAUUUGUUAACACGUUUGAAAUGUGCUAUAAGUCAUUUUAAAAUCCUGCCUGUCAGCAAAGCCGACUAGCAUCCCAGAUUUGUUGCUGUUUACAGAGCCUAGGGACUUCUGUCAGGUCUCAUGGAUAUUUUCUGCAUGCUAUUUCAUAAAAUAAUCACUUACAGCACCUUUAAAGUACCCUUCUACUGCUCUUUACUUGAAAGAC
Sinocyclocheilus grahami is the source of this 892-nucleotide messenger RNA. RefSeq names its product homeobox protein MOX-2-like. Gene Ontology annotation, cellular component: nucleus. Gene Ontology annotation, molecular function: DNA-binding transcription factor activity, RNA polymerase II-specific; RNA polymerase II cis-regulatory region sequence-specific DNA binding. The transcript has 2 exons. Gene Ontology annotation, biological process: somite development; positive regulation of transcription by RNA polymerase II. The annotation marks the transcript as partial. The record is from RefSeq and is a predicted model, not a curated record. Lineage: Eukaryota; Metazoa; Chordata; Actinopteri; Cypriniformes; Cyprinidae.